AUGUCAGUUUGCGUGGCGGGCACGGUGGAGGUGCACCUGGAGAGCAAGGAGGGCGGCUUCUUCCUGAAGCACGUGUCGCGCCAGCACUACGCCGACCUGGGGCAGCACGCGCCGCCGCCCAGCCCGCCGCCGCCGCCCCCGGACGACGCGGCCGCCGGCGCGGGGGCGGGCGCCGUGCUCAGCGUCGACCGCUUCAGCGUCGUGCAGAGCUCGCGGCCCGUCUCCGUGCGCGCCACCUACGGGCCCUUCUCCACCAAGCAGACGGUGCCGGCGCGCUACGUGGUUCCGGACCCCCUGGACCUGCCGCAGCCGCCGCUGCCGACGCUGCAGCACAACGGCAGCCUCCUGGACGCGGCGGCGGCGGCGGGGGCGGCGGCGGCGGCCGUGGCGGCGGCGGCUGCGGGGGCGGCGCCGCGCCGCCUGGACGUGAGCGCGCACAUCGUGCGGCCGCAGCUGCCGCGCGACCAGCCGCAGCUGCGCGUGCUGUUCCACGCGGGCACCGGCACCGCCGCCGCCGCCGACAUGGGGCCCGGCGUCGCGGCGCUCGGCGGCCGCCGCCACCCGCGCCAGAGGGUCUGCAUCGUGCUGCACGCCGCUCUUGGGGACCGCCCGCCGCUCACCGCCGCCUGCUCGCCCGACGGCGAGGACGGCGUCUGCCUCGCGCAGGUGACGGUGCCGGCGACGUGGUGGCCGCCGCUGUCGCCGCCGGGCUGGGGCGGCCCCUCCAAGUGGCCGCCGCGGCGCGUGCAGCUGGCGUACUCGGUGCUGGAGCCGCGCGGCGAGGGCUGCGUGGCGCGCGUGCAGAUCCAGCCGGUGGCGCCGCUGGGGACGGUGCUGCUGGCGCCGGCCGCCUCGGCGUACCGCGAGCUGCGCGCGCCCGGCCCGCCGCCCGCCGAGGACGGCCUGCUGGCGCUGCUGCUGCCGCGCGCGCCGCUCUACCCGCGGGCGCGCCUGCACGCGCCGCUCUUCCUGCUGCAGCCCGCCGCCGCGCUGCUCGUCGUUAAGGUGCGCGUGAAGAACGGCCUGAGGCUGCUGGGCGCCGAGGCGAGCUCGGAGCGCUGGAACGUGACAGCGUCGCUCAACGGCAAGCACACCGCCGCCACCGUCACCGCCUUCCGCAGGGACAGCCUGGCCGACGCGGCGCCGCAGCUGCAGCCCUCGCCGCACGGCAAGCCGGGGAGCGGCGGAGCGGCCGGUGGCGGCGGCGGCGGGCCGUCCAAGGCGGAGGAGGUGUUCUCUCUGCUGGUGGCCGUCUCAGACGAGGGCGGCGCGGGGGCGGCGGACGCGCGCCUCGUGCUGAGCGCGCGUUACGUUCUGGCCGGCGACGUGGCGGCGGCGGCGGGGGUGGCGGGGGCGGCCAGGAAGCCCGCGCUGCUCGAGGCGUCCGGCCGGCGGAGACACACCGCCAGGCUCGAGGUGCACAAGGACGACAUCCAGGCCGUGCUGCCCAUCUCCAAGAACUGGGAGGUGAUGAACACGGCGGUGCUGACCGGCCACCAGGUGUCGCAGGCCAUGAAGGUGUUCAUCGUGAGCCAGGCGGGCAAGGUGGCUGACGUCACGCUGCAGUCCGCCUGCCACUCCGAGGACGAGAGCGUGCUCAAGGUGUCCAGCUCGUGCAGCUCUGUGUACGUCGACGGCUCCGAGAUCCGCGGCUCCUCCAACGCCUCGGUGGUGGUCAAGUACGGCACGUACACGGGGCUGGCGCGCUUCACCGUCUGGAUGCCGGAGUUCCCGCUCGAGGUCAGCGUCGCGGACUUCCGCCUCAGCCAGGUCAAGGGUUGGCGCGUGCCCGACGAGCACUCCGGUAGAGGUGGCAACAAGCUGAAGAAACGCGAGGCUGCCGACGUGCCGCGGUGGGGCAAGGACCCCAGCUUCCAGGACAUGAUGGAGCACGACCAGAAGCCCAGCUGCCGACUGCGCUUCCAGCAGAGUCCCGUCGAGGUGUACGCGCGGUUCAGCGCCUCGGACCAGGACUCGGGGCGCGUGAGCUACUUCGUGAACCGGCGCACCUGGCUGCGAGUCACCGACCUGGUGGAGGCGCUGCUGCGCGUCUCCGACCCGCGCAUCGCCAGCCUCAGCGGCCGCAUCCUGCAGGGCCGCGGCGUCGGGCGCUCCGAGGUACAGGUGCUGUCACCGACGGGUAGGGUGAUCGGCGCCAAGGAGGUGCGCGUGGGCAACGACAAGGUGUCCAUCACGCGCCUGCAGGUGCGCGUCGUGUCGGGCCUGCAGCUCUCCAUAGUGCCCGACAGCGCCGUCGAGAACGGAUACGUCGCUGAGACCUCCGUCACGAGGAAGCUGACUGCCCAGUACCAGGAGGGCCUGCUCGACAUAGACAUAGAGUUCUCCGACGGGACGCGGACGCCGCUGCGCGAGGUGGCCGUGUCGGACUACCACCUGCUGGUGGAGAGCCUCGACCCCGAGGUGGUGGCGUUCGCGCCCAUGGUGACGUCGCCGCACCCCCGCGUCAUCGCUGUGGGGGAGGGCCGCGGAGACCUGCUGCGCGUCGCGCUGCUGCCGGCUGACGCCUGCCGCGGGGGCGGCGGAGGCGGGGGCGCCGUGACGCGUGGGAGGGCGGCCGCGGGCGGCGCGGGGGCGGCGCCGGCGCCGGCGCUGGCGGCCGCCUCGGCCUACGUGGAGGUGGACUUCUCGGGCAGCGACCUGCCGCAGCGGCCGGACCUCGUGCAGAACGACGGCGGCCCCGGCGUGGGCGGCGGUCUGCCGCUCGGCUUCGGCCCGCGCUCCAGCCGCGACAUGGUCGCCGACGUCCCGGACAUCUCCAUCGGGUUUCCGCUGAAGGACGAGAACAACCACGAGCCGACGGUGCAGGCGCGCCAGCACUCGGCGGCGGUGUCCGGUCUGGGCGGUGGGUCCGGCGUGCGCGGCUCACACGUGGGCGGCGGCGGCGUGUCGCACCACCACCUGGGACCCGGCGCCGCCCACGGCCAGCCCGCCGUCAGCCUGACGCCGCUCGAGAUCGGCAUGUACGUGCUGCUGGCGGCCUUCUGCUUCGCCAUCGUCGUCUUCGUGGUCUCCUGCGUGGUGUACGCGUCCAAGUUCAAGCCCCUGACGCCGAUGGAGGCGGCCAUGGUGGGAGCGCGCGGCCCGGCGCUGGGGGCGGCCGGCGGCAGCUCUGGGGCGUCCAGCUCGGGGGCGGCGUGCCUGGGGGCCGCCGGAGGGGCGGGCGCCGCCGGCGGGGGGCCGCCCAAGGGCCAGGAGCCCACCACCACCAACGCGCACGACUGGGUCUGGCUCGGCCGCGCCACGCUCGAGCGCGCCUCCGGCCACGCCGUCGUCAACAACAACAACAACAACAACUGCAAGGUACGGAUCACGGCGAACCCGCUGGAGCAGUCGACGGAGAUGCAGGCGUCAUCGGCAUCGGCAGCGGCGGUGCGGCACGUGCCCGCCGUGGACAGCUCGACCUACUGCAAGAAGGAGAGGGACAAGGAGAGGGACAGGGAGAGGCCGCAGCCCGCCACGCCGGUGCGACAGCACUCCAGGGAGCCGGCGCUGCCCACGCCGCCAGAGAGGAUGUGGCAGAUUCGCAGCAGCGGAACGCCGCCGCCGCUGCCUCCCCACGGGCUGGUGGCGCCCGCGCCCGCACCGGCGCCGGCGCCGGCGGACAAGCCGCUGGAGGUGGAGUACCGGCCGCCGGUGCCGCCGCACCGCAACAUGGGCGUGACGGCGCGCAUCGGGCCCUCCGCGGCCGCGGGGCUGCCCGCCGCCGGCUUCCAGCAGAGCCCGGCAGCCACCGGCGCGGACACCGCGGGGGCGCAGACCGCCUCCCCGCUGCCGGCGCCGCCCCCGCCGCCUCCGCACCAGCAGCUGCAGCCGCAGCAGCGCAGGCACCACCACCACCACCACCACCACCGCAGCAACAGGGCUGGCGGAGGCGGAGGUGGCGGCGGCCACGACGGCGGCGCGCCGGAGCAGCCCCCGCAGCGGCACAAGUCCCGCCGCUCGUCCGGCCACCAGCCGCAGGUACAGCCGCAGCCGCAGGUGCCGCCGCACCAGCUCCAGCUGCAGCACCACCAGCACCAGCUGCAGCAGCUGCAGCUGCAGCACGAGGCGGCAGCCGCGGCAGCAGCCGCAGCCGCGGCCGGCGCCAACUCCUCCGACUUCGUACCUGGCGCGCAGCGGGGGGCGGGCGGCGGCUCGGAGGUGAAGCGCGCCACCAUCGUCGGGAACCCCAUGUUCUCGGCAGGCGCCGCCGUCGUCGCCGGCGGUGUGGCGCUGUCUGGCGCCGCGCACGACGACCUGGUCGGUCUCGACGACCUCAACCUCGGCAUGGACUACGACCAGAUCAUGGAGUACUUCGACAACCUCAAAGAGUCAAACGCCUGAAUCUAGUCACGCGACUACGUCGUCCGCAACCGCGGGAGGCGGCAACCCAUACCAAAAAGAAGCUAUUCGUGUACAACAUAUUUAUUUAUCUACCCGCGCCAAAUGUCACAUUUCUUUAACACGCGAAGCGUA
Molecule: messenger RNA, 4476 nt
Organism: Schistocerca cancellata (South American locust)
Lineage: Eukaryota; Metazoa; Arthropoda; Insecta; Orthoptera; Acrididae
Gene: dtn
Product: transmembrane protein 132E
Exons: 16
Coding region: 1-4344 (1447 amino acids)
Source: RefSeq, a predicted model, not a curated record